This is a messenger RNA of Meloidogyne enterolobii, 240 nucleotides long. The record is from the annotation of a GenBank genome assembly. NCBI's taxonomy places the organism in Eukaryota, Metazoa, Nematoda, Chromadorea, Rhabditida, Meloidogynidae.
AUGUCUCUACUCCAUAUUCCUUCCAAAGAUGAUUUUCUACUUUCUGCUGGAGAGGGUGGUUGUAUUGAUAUAUGGAAGUUGGAAGCUGAUGCAAAUUUGGUUCACAAAUUUUCUAUGAAGGUUCCUGUCCAAAGUAUUUGGUCAAUUUCUGCACUGCGAAAUGGCGAUUUUGCAAUUGCUUCGAGGUUUCUAUUAAUUUUUAAAUUAAAAAUUAUUUUUGUAGCUCUGGAAUGGUUUUAA